UAUAAACAUGUUUGGUGAAGUUGCCACCACCACAACUCUCCACAAAACAAGAAAACUCAAAGCUUUUCAGGAUCUUUAGUAAUUCUUCUCUUCAUCCUUUGCUCAUCUUAAAUAAAAGAUCAUGGCUAUCCGUGUUCCUCGUAUAAUCAAGAAGUCAUCGACAUCCUUGGAUGUUCCCAAGGGCCAUUUUGCUGUUUAUGUUGGGGAGAAGCAGAAGAAGAGAUUUGUGAUUCCCAUAUCAUACUUGAGCCAGCCUUCAUUUCAAGACUUACUAAGUCAAGCAGAAGAAGAAUUCGGCUUCGAUCAUCCAAUGGGUGGUGUCACAAUUCCCUGCUCAGAGGACAUCUUCAUUGACAUCACUUCUCAGUUUAGGAUUUAAGAACGUAGUUGAAAUUCAUUUUCCUUUUUUUCAUAUCACAAUUUUGUAUACUGAAGUAGGAGAUCCAUAUUGUACAGUUAAUUAGUUAGAAGCUCAUUGAGGAUUAGCAUCAAUAAGUUUGGUGUUUUUGACACACAGAGACAAAUACAAAGAAUACAGAUACCACA
Molecule: messenger RNA, 546 nt
Organism: Lycium ferocissimum
Lineage: Eukaryota; Viridiplantae; Streptophyta; Magnoliopsida; Solanales; Solanaceae
Product: auxin-induced protein 15A-like
Exons: 1
Coding region: 122-379 (85 amino acids)
Biological process (GO): response to auxin
Source: RefSeq, a predicted model, not a curated record